AAAGGUGGCUGAUGAUACUGUAUGUGGGUGCCGCUGGAGAGGCUUCCGAACAUCAAGAGAACUGCAUUCAAAACUCGGUAUGGGCAUUUCGAAUUUCUCGUUCUUCCUUUUGGACUGACCAAUGCCCGUGCCACUUUCAUGUGCUUGAUGCACAACGUCUUUGUGAUUUCUUGGACCGGUUUGUCAUAAUCUUCAUUGAUGACAUUCUGAUCCAUAGAAAAUCAUUGAAAGAACAUGCUGAGCAUCUAAGACAGGUGUUCACUCGACUUCGUGAGCACUGUCUCUUCGUCAAACACAGCAAGGAGAGGAGGAUUCCAUUGGGAUUCGGACCAGCAAAAGCCUUUGACUCUAUCAAGUGUGAACUAACCUCUUAUCCUACCCUAGUCCUACCCAACCCUUCCCACCCUGAUGUGAUAUGGACAGAUGCCUCUCAGGUUGCAACGGGUGCAAUCCUUUGUCAAGAUCAAGGGCAUGGCCUCCAGCCCAUUGCUUUCGAAUCUCGGAAGCUCAAGCCUGCUAAGUGCAACUAUUCUACUCAUGAUCGUGAGGUGCUGGCCAUCGUCCAUGCAAUCAAGAAGUGGCGUUGCUAUGUCCAUAUGCAACCCGUCACUGUUCUUACUGACCACUGCACCCUGCAAUACCUGAAGACACAACCCCAUCUCACACCUAGAUAGGCCCGAUGGAUGGAGUAUCAGGAAUAG
Closterium sp. NIES-67 is the source of this 701-nucleotide messenger RNA. Lineage: Eukaryota; Viridiplantae; Streptophyta; Zygnematophyceae; Desmidiales; Closteriaceae. The record is from the annotation of a GenBank genome assembly.